AUGAAUUUUGUAUUGGAGAAGUUGUGUGCAUUAUUCGCUAGUUGGAACUCUCUGAUCAAAAAUUUGACUAAGGUCGAUCAAAAUAACACCACUCUUUUAGUACUUCUUGCAUCCACAGGAAUCCUGCUAUAUAAGAAUCGAAGAAAGGUCUGGGAAAUAAUGGAAAACUCCGGAAUGGUCGGAGGCGACCUAACUCGAGGUUUCAGAAACAACUAUCGAAGCAGCAUGUUCAGCAAAUGGGGAUCCAAAAACCCAGCCCAAGAAGAAGUUAUGUUUGAGCGAGGCGGGUACGUGGGGGGUUUGGUCAACGACGGUAACACAUGCUUCAUGAACUCUGUUUUGCAGAGCUUGGCUUCGUCUCAGACUUUGCUUCAGUUCCUUGAUGAAGAGAUUAUCCAGUCCACUAAAGAAUUGGAAAACAUGACAUCGGAAGAUUCUGCGAUAGACCAGGAGCAAGCUUCAGAAGUCACAGAGUCUAGUCAAGAAAAAGCGAGUGCUAAACCCUCAAAGAUGAAAACGUAUGGAAAGCGCAAGAAGAAGUUGACCAGGAAUGCUGAGAAAGAGGCAGCAGCAAGCGAUCAAGAGCCUGCUAACGUGGCUUUUAGUGCUACAUUAAAAGAGCUCCUAGAUAAGCUGAACGAGAAACAUCAUAGAGAUAGACCAUUUUUCAAAACCAACAAGCUUUUAAAAACCAUGUCGAAAGCUCCAAAUAAGAGCCUCAUCUUAGGAUAUGAUCAAGAGGAUGCACAAGAGUUUUUUCAGACUAUCCUAUCUGAGUUGGAAACGAACGUUAAGUCCUUGCAUGAGAAACCCGCAGAAAGGAGCAACACGCCUGUUUUGGCCAGUGAUCUUUCUGAAGAGGCGAUGGUUGGGCAAAAUCAUCUAGGAACUAUCGGGACGGUUUAUCUACCCACUAACCAAAUUAACCCGAAUUCCGUUUCGAAAGGUGAUGACCAGCAAUCUUACACACCGCUCAAGCUUAUUACACCCCUUGAUGGUAUAACAGCAGAAAGAAUCGGGUGCUUGCAAUGCGGUGAGAACGGAGGUAUUCGUUAUUCGGUAUUUUCGGGCUUAAGUUUGAAUCUGCCUUCUGAGAACAUAGGAUCUAAUUUGAAACUUUCGCAGCUUCUGCAAAACUGGUCUAAACCGGAAAUAAUCGAAGGUGUCGAAUGCAAUCGAUGCGCUCUCAAUGCUGUUUUGGAGCAUUUAAAUAAAACCCUGGUUCAAUUCGAGACAUCCGAAACCGUCUCUGAGAAGUUAGUGGAUGCUGUGAAGACAAGGAUAGAUGAGCUUGAAAACCUUUUAUCUAAACCGGUAGUUGACGAUGAAGACUACAAAAAGCUGCACACCGAAAACAUGGUGAAGAGAACUUCGAAAUCGAAACAAAUUUUGAUCUCUCGCCCACCACCGUUACUUUGCAUUCAUAUCAACAGAUCAGUUUUUGACCCGCGAACUUACACCAUUCGGAAAAACAACUCAAGGGUUCUGUUUAAGUCAAAACUGAAUCUAGCACCUUGGUGUUGCGAUAUUGACGAAAUAAACUUGGACGCCCGUCUUCCGAUGUCCAAGAAAGAUCAACAGCUAAUGGAGUCCUCAGAAGACGAAAACGUGGGGGGCGAGUACUUCGCCCGCUUACAUCGCCAUUACGAAGAGGAGUUUGAUGACAGUGAUGAAGAAGAGGAAAGUUUUCAACACGCCGACCGCGACGUAUCAGAUUAUGAUCCAUUAAAAGGCGAAUUAGUUUCGUCAAGUGAAGACGGCGAAGAGUCCGAAGAGAGUGACUUCGAAGUUGACAAACUGGGCAAUCGUAUUUAUAAACCAAAACAGGAUAUUGAAACAAACGAUCAGGAAGAAGACUCUGGUGACGACACCUCUGAUAAUGAUGCUGUGGUGGCACAGGAACCUGACGCCAUGGACCAAAUAGAUGCCAAAACGUCUGAGGACGAAAUCGAAAGCCUGGACGAGGAUAAAAAAGACAGGAAAGCCCUUCGUGCUGUCUCUGUGCGUGAUUCAGUUCCAAGCUCUUCAACAGUUCCUGUAGGGCCUCUGACUUAUGCGCUGCGCUCCGUUAUUGUUCAUUACGGAACUCAUAACUAUGGGCAUUAUAUUGCGUUCCGCAAGUUUAGAGGUCUGUGGUGGAGAAUUUCUGACGAGACCGUGUAUGUGGUGGAAGAAGAGGAAGUCCUCUCUACACCGGGCGUCUUUAUGAUGUUUUACGAGUACGACUAUAACGACGUUGCUCAAAAAUUGAACGAUGACAUCGAAUGGUCAAGCCAAGCAGACGACGAAUAG
This is a messenger RNA of Lachancea nothofagi CBS 11611, 2292 nucleotides long. The record is from the annotation of a GenBank genome assembly. Lineage: Eukaryota; Fungi; Ascomycota; Saccharomycetes; Saccharomycetales; Saccharomycetaceae.